Alosa sapidissima (American shad) is the source of this 889-nucleotide messenger RNA. RefSeq names its product MKRN2 opposite strand protein. NCBI's taxonomy places the organism in Eukaryota, Metazoa, Chordata, Actinopteri, Clupeiformes, Clupeidae. The record is from RefSeq and is a predicted model, not a curated record. The transcript is spliced from 4 exons. The coding region runs from base 23 to 685 and encodes 220 amino acids.
GCUGUGUCCAUGUGUGUUCUCCAUGGAUAAGAGUGUGGUGAGGUUCAGCCACUGCAACAAGGAUAUCUUUUGUUUCUUCGUGCCGGAGGAAUGCCCCGAGUGUGGGCUCAGCUUCAGCGGCCGGAGGCUGGAGGAGGCACCCGUUAGCAUACCUGACCCUUUCUGCAAUGGACACACAUCUCCAUGCUCCUUCCUGGUGGCUCCAACAGAUGAAAACAAACUCAGAGAUUUUGAUGGAGGAUUUGAUCUUCAUACAGGCAUCACCAACACUAAGGGUGUGGUGUUUAACUAUACCAAAGUCGGAGUGCGCAGAGAUUACCAGGGCUGGGAGAGAUGCAUCAGCAUUCCUCUGGUCCAGCCUGACAUGUACAACCUCAUAGACCAGUGGGAUCAGUACCUGGAGAAGUUCUCCACUGCCCAGAUGUGGGACCCGGUCUGGCAAAGCUUUAAUGAGGAGACCCACAACUGCUACAACUACACACUCAUGUUCAUAAACUGUGUGUUAGCAACUCAGGGCAAACGUGCCCUCAGCAAAGAUGAGUUCACAAAGAGUUUUGUGCUUCCUCGGAUAAAGCGGGCAUCCAAAUACACCACCCUCUGCAGAGAGAUCUCCCAGAACCACUUCUAUAUCGUGGACAGUCCUCAGAAGAAGACCAGUGAGACAGAUGCAGAUUGCAAGACUUAAUAUUGGGAGGACUGUUAUUGGGCACUCCAUGCUGCUUUUAUAAUGCCAUUUAUGAACUUGACCCCAUCAGGACCAUAAUGUUACAACCAGACUGACCAAGUGUGGAGUACAUGUUUAUCUGUGCCUAUCCAUAUACAAUAACUGGUUCAUUAUAUCUGAAUCCAAUGACAUAGACUCUUACUGUAGUGUUACAGACCUAUUGGU